Messenger RNA from Racocetra persica, 513 nucleotides. The record is from the annotation of a GenBank genome assembly. Lineage: Eukaryota; Fungi; Glomeromycota; Glomeromycetes; Diversisporales; Gigasporaceae.
AUGUCAGAUGAAGAAGAAAUCACUAGCAAAUUAGCACCUAGUUCAAAACAGAUUUUAGGAAUUAAACUUGAGGACAUGAUUUAUGAUGAAACCAUGUCUUUUUUCACAUUUUCAUUUUACUUUGAAUUUAGAUUAUAUGUACUGUUAGGGGCACUCCUCUUAAAAAAUAACUUUGAAAUUGUCCAAAAAAAUCAAUUAAUAGUGUAUGGUGAUAAACUUUUUGCAAAGAACAAAUCAAUAGAAGAUCUUCUGAUCACAGAUUUUAGUCACCUUUUUAAUGAAACCAAUGUUAUUAAUUUUUCCUUUCCACCAUUACCUUCUUAUUCAACUAAUAUGGAAUCAUUGGGCAACUAUUUUAAAAAAUGGGCUGGUACAUACUUAACAUUGCUCGUAAUACUAGCAGAAGAGAAUGAACAAGAUAAAAAAAUACCUUCAUCUUAUAAAGCCUUACAUGGUUUAGUGAAGAAAAAAGUCAAAUCCAUUUUAAGAAUCAUGAACAAUGAUAUUGGGUAG